AUGCUGAUCAGAAAGGCUAAACAGCAGCUUGCUCAGAGGAAGGAACUAGGCGAGUUACUUCACGCCGUUGACUUCGAGAAAUUAAGCAUCGAGAACCAGGAUUACGCAAAGAUGCUCGAAGAAAAGAACCUGUACGUGAUAGAUAUGAAGAGGAUCGCAGGGUACUACCAUCUGAAAUUGACGCAACACAAGCAGAAACUGGGAGAUCUGUUGCGUAAAUUGAACGAGGUGAAGAGCGAAAUUAUAACGAAACAGGAUCAGAUUAAAGAGUUAAAUAUCGAGCAGCGGAUCGUUGAUGUUAAAGUGAAACGGCUGAACAAGAAAUUGCAAAAUUUAUUAAGUUUCAUGGAUAAUCAUAUCGCACCAGAUAUUUUAGAAUUCGUCCACAUACAAGUAGAAUGCGAGGAAUUAGACAAAACUUAUAAAUUACUGCAGAGACGUAGGAAUAUAGAGAAGAUAAUAUUUGAGGAAUAUAGAAAGCAGACUCAGAUCAAAAAGAAAUCUCGUAUGGACGAAGAAGCCAGGCAGAGACAGUAAGUCACGGUACAAU
Messenger RNA from Bombus pyrosoma, 550 nucleotides. Its product is annotated as coiled-coil domain-containing protein 113. The record is from RefSeq and is a predicted model, not a curated record. Lineage: Eukaryota; Metazoa; Arthropoda; Insecta; Hymenoptera; Apidae. Gene Ontology annotation, cellular component: ciliary basal body; axoneme. The transcript is spliced from 3 exons. Bases 1 to 537 code for a protein of 178 amino acids. Gene Ontology annotation, biological process: cilium assembly.